GGUUUGGAGAUUGAUAUAUUCGGAGAAUGUGACUGGGCUUCGAAAAAAUGUCCACGGACAAAUAUGGAAGAGUGCUUGAAAUUGAUCCAAGAGCAGUACUAUUUUUAUCUCUCCUUUGAGAAUUCCUUUAGCGAAGACUACGUGACUGAGAAAUUGCUGACGGCGCUUGAGAACUACGCGGUGCCGGUGGUUUACGGGGGCGCUAACUACACACGAUUCAUGCCAGAUGGUAUUUAUUUGCAUGCUGGUAAACUAAAUGUACCCGAUUUGGCGAAACAAAUGAAUGAUAUCAUAAAAGACAAAGAUAGAUACUACAGUUUCUUCAAAUGGCGAAACCAUUAUUCCUACCACACUAAAGAAAACCUGUGCGUGAUGUGUGCAAUGCUGAACGACGACACUCUGGUCAAGAAGGCAACCGUUGCCAUCUCCUACCAGAGGUCGGCUAUCAUGAGGGAUAAAUGGACUUUAGACACAGCCGCGUGGAAUAAUGAGCGUGUAUAG
This is a messenger RNA of Cydia amplana, 501 nucleotides long. Its product is annotated as alpha-(1,3)-fucosyltransferase C-like. The transcript is spliced from 4 exons. The coding region runs from base 64 to 501 and encodes 145 amino acids. NCBI's taxonomy places the organism in Eukaryota, Metazoa, Arthropoda, Insecta, Lepidoptera, Tortricidae. The record is from RefSeq and is a predicted model, not a curated record. Gene Ontology annotation, cellular component: membrane. Gene Ontology annotation, molecular function: fucosyltransferase activity.